AGAGAAGACACGGAUAGCCAGCCAUUCUGUGGCGAUUUACUUGUAAUGAUUGAUGCUGCCGUUUACACCGUGUCCCCGUUGAACCGCAGGCUGCAUCACACGGCUGUCAUGGUUAUUUUAGCGGAUCUCUCCAAAAAUAUUUUUCUCCUCUAAUUCAGUUCACACAGAGACACACACAUACACACGCGCGCGCACACACACGCACGCACGAGGCUGUAGCGAGCAGCUGUGAGACGCGGCGCUGCCUCCGGUUGAUCGGCGGCAGGAUGGCACUGCGCUGGACGCUCUCUGUGUUUGUCCUCGGCGGCCUGUUAAGAUUUUAAUUGGCUGAUAACAGAGCUACAGUUGACAUUAACGGCGGGGUGGCGUGGGGAGCGACGGAUAUAAACGCACCGCUCCGAUUAUGGAAAAACAACCCAGGUUUGAAGACCUCUGAUCAUAUUGGCUCCGCGGCCAGCCGGGUGGCCAGUCAGGUGACAGCCAAGCACACUGAGGAGGGAGACCAACAGUGAGACUGUGAGAGCCUCUUAUCACACCCACACUGCUUCACCCAUCCCACUCCAUCACCGCCGCCAUGUCUAUACCCAGCGGCAGCCCAGAGAGAGAGGGCUCUGGUGGGGCUCCCCCUCAGCUAGAGUACCCUUCUUCCCCUUCCGGCAUGGACCCAGACCCCCCGUCGACGGGCAGCCCAGUGCUCAGCCCGGACUCAUCUUCCCAUGAUGCAGUGCUGUCAGCACCAGCGGCUUCCCCGGCAGACUCCGAGAACCUGAGUCCUGAUGAACUGGAGCUGCUGGCCAAACUGGAGGAGCAGAACAGGUUGCUGGAGGCCGAUUCCAAAUCCAUGCGCUCGAUGAGCGGCUCACGGCGCAACAGCGGCUCCUCGCUGGUGUCGAGCUCCUCGGCCUCGUCGAACCUGUCGCACCUGGAGGAGGAUACCUGGAUCCUGUGGGGCCGCAUCGUCAACGAGUGGGAAGAGUGGCGACGCAAGAAGGACAAACUCCUGAAGGAGUUGAUAAGGAAGGGCAUCCCUCAUCAUUUCCGGGCCAUCGUGUGGCAGCUGCUGGGUAACGCUACCGACAUGCCGGUGAAGAACCAGUACUCCGAGCUACUGAAGAUGUCCUCCCCCUGCGAGAAGCUCAUCCGCAGAGACAUCGCCCGCACCUACCCCGAGCACGAGUUCUUCAAAGGUCAGGACAGCCUGGGGCAGGAAGUCCUCUUCAACGUCAUGAAGGCCUACUCUCUGGUGGAUCGAGAGGUGGGCUACUGCCAAGGCAGCGCAUUCAUCGUCGGUCUGCUGCUUAUGCAGAUGCCUGAGGAGGAGGCGUUUUGUGUGUUUGUGCGUCUGAUGCAGGAGUACCGUCUGAGAGAGCUCUUCAAACCCAGCAUGGCUGAGCUGGGCCUCUGCAUCUAUCAGUUUGAGUAUCUGCUACAGGAGCAACUUCCAGAGUUGAACGUCCAUUUCCGCUCCCAGAGUUUCCACACAUCCAUGUACGCCUCAUCCUGGUUCCUCACCCUCUUCCUCACCUUUCUCCCUCUGCCUGUCGCCACGCGUAUCUUUGAUAUUUUCAUGUAUGAGGGCCUAGAGAUUAUCUUCCGUGUGGGUUUGGCCAUCCUGCAGUACAACCAGACUGACCUCAUUCAGCUGGACAUGGAGGGCAUGUCGCAGCAUUUCCAGAAGGUGAUUCCCCACCAGUUUGACAGCUGCCCCGACAAGCUGAUCCUCAGGGCCUACCAGGUCAAAUACAACCCCAAGAGGAUGAAGAAACUUGAGAAAGAAUAUACCACCAUCAAGAACAAAGAAAUGGAGGAGCAAAUUGAGAUCAAGAGGUUACGCACAGAAAACAGGCUGCUGAAGCAGAGGAUUGAGACUCUGGAGAAGGGUCAGGUGACGAGGGCGCAGGAAGCAGAGGAGAACUACGUGAUCAAACGGGAGCUGGCGGUGGUGAGGCAGCAGUGCAACGCAGCCAGCGAGAGCCUUGAGAAAGCGCAGGACACCAUCAGAGAACUGCAGCAACAGAAGUACACAGAGCAGUUUGUGAGCAAUCUGCAGACCCAGCUGGAGCAGUCCCGACUGCGUGAGGCCGAACUGCUGGGAGCGCUGAAGGAAAUGCAAGACAAGGUGCUAGACCUGGAGAAGAGGAACAGUUGCCUGCCUGAUGAAAACAACAUGGCGGCUCUGCAGGAGGAGGUGAAGCAGAUGAAGCUGAGGGAGCUGGAGACGCUGCGCUCGUUCAGGGAGAUGCAGGACUCCGUUACUGAGCUCAACCAGCGCUGGCAGCAUCAUAUGUCCCGUGGCAGCGGUACCGGUGGCGGCGGCAGCCACUGGAAGGAAUCCCCGAAGAAGAACGCUAUGAACGAGCUGCAGGACAAACUGAUGACGGUCAGACUGAGGGAGGCCCAGGCCCAGGCCGAGCUCCGAGAGGUCAAACUGAAAGCCCUGCAGCAGGAGAGCCAGAACCAGAUCCACAGCAAGCUGAUUGGUCGCAAUGAGCAAGAACGCUCCGCCCUUCAGGACCGGCUACAGAUGCUGGCCAAUCAGAACAAAGCUCUCCAGGCCCAAGUCAACGAGAUGAAAAGGAAGCAGGCCGAGUUCGACUGCAAGAGUAAAGAAGAGGUGAUGGCCGUGCGACUGAGGGAAGCAGACAGUAUGGCUGCCAUGGCUGAACUCAGGCAGAAGAUCGCUGAACUGGAGAUACAGAAAGAGGCAGGGCUGAUUCAGGGUCAGCUCAAUCACUCAGACUCCAGACAGUACAUCAACCAGCUCCGGGACCAGAUUGCUGAGCUCAAGAAUGAGAUCAGGGAGUUGCGGGGGCAGAAGGCGACCCCCAGCUCCAGGGUCAGCGGUGGAGGCGGAAGCACCAACUACCAGGAUCUCUGUCUGGCCAGCCCUACCUCCGCCGAGGGGGACUACCUGAGCUCAGACGACGACCUCCUCCCCAGCCCGCUGCCUCCCAACGCCCUUUACCCCUCCCUGUCCGGCCAGUGUCACCCGUCCGCCCGCCUCGACAGCGAGGGCAGCACAGACAGCGAGGCAGAGGAGCGAGUGCGGACACACCCGGACCCACAGCAGCUGUACGGCAGCAUGGUGUGUGCCGAGGGGCUGGAUAACUGAGACCCGGAGGAGGUGCAAAGAAUAUGAUGGAUUUUUGACCCUAAAGAGACGCUGGAACUCUACAGGACUGGACUCCCGCUCCUGUAAACUGGAACUGUAUUAUCCAAUCCAGUCCUCCCACUCGGCUUUUCCAGUGUUUACCUUUUACUUGAUGCAGACAUAGUGGCAUUGAUUGGACCUCUUCUGAUCAUCACGACCUGUUGUCUCCGCUCCCGUUACUGUCUCCAACACCUUUUCCCCCUACACUGUCCGACCCCGUGUUUCCCUGACAACGAGGUCAUUGUAAAGCCUCUCUCCUUUUACCCACGUGUAACUGCGCCAGAAACUGUCCGUCAUGAUACAUAUCCAUCCCAACACACACAAAGAUAAUCUAAAUGGACUGAUAAACUGGACCAGCAGCAAGACUGUUGCUGCUCGCUGCUCGAGAUCGACCACUGGACCUGAAUUUGUGACCGUGGCGAAGUGAAAGAUGGGUAGACAGACAGAGAAUAACUCUUCCUUGUCCCUAUAAACUGAGUAGUAGACACUUGAAACACUGUAUGCUCUGUCUACCCGUAAUAACUCUCAUUCCCCGAUUGGUUCAGAGUCAAAUACAUCUUUCUUUCUCUUUUUCCCUUUUUAUGCCUCUCACGAGGAAGACACACAUCCAUCUUCACUGCCUUCAGAAAAAAAGUUUUAUCAGCCAUCCAUUAACCUCUCAAAAAAAAAAAAAAAAAAAAAAAAUUUUUAAAA
This is a messenger RNA of Thunnus maccoyii (southern bluefin tuna), 3844 nucleotides long. RefSeq names its product ecotropic viral integration site 5 like (gene evi5l). The transcript has 19 exons. The coding region runs from base 575 to 3112 and encodes 845 amino acids. NCBI's taxonomy places the organism in Eukaryota, Metazoa, Chordata, Actinopteri, Scombriformes, Scombridae. The record is from RefSeq and is a predicted model, not a curated record.